Mercenaria mercenaria is the source of this 8880-nucleotide messenger RNA. RefSeq names its product protein NEDD1-like. Gene Ontology annotation, biological process: mitotic cell cycle; microtubule nucleation. Gene Ontology annotation, cellular component: pericentriolar material; ciliary basal body; centriole. NCBI's taxonomy places the organism in Eukaryota, Metazoa, Mollusca, Bivalvia, Venerida, Veneridae. The transcript has 14 exons. The record is from RefSeq and is a predicted model, not a curated record. The coding region runs from base 112 to 2199 and encodes 695 amino acids. Gene Ontology annotation, molecular function: gamma-tubulin binding.
CCGACAUAAACAGAGCGCGAGAUAUCGAAAACAAUCCUACUUGUUUUUGAUUGUUUGAAAUGUUGUUUUGCCAGUCUUCCUAAAUUUGGAUUGAAGACAUUACUAGCAAGGAUGGAUGUAAAACUUUUAUCAGCUGGAGAUGAUAUAAAGAUAUGGGACAGCAGCGACUUUACACUCGCACGACAGCUCAACCCACAUGAUCAGAAUGUCUCCAGCGUUUGCUGGGCUGACGACAAUAGUUACCUGGCCAGUGCUUCAGUGCAUGCUGAAGAUAUUGCUGUUACCAACAUGAGCAACUUUGAAAGUAUGCGAUUGCAUACUGGGCCUGGCUGUAUGUGUAUAGAUGUCAAUGAUACAUCACGAUAUUUGCUCAAUGGAUCUUCAGAUGGUUUAAUUUCUGUAUGGGAUCUGAAGUCACACAAGAUCAGUAAAACAUACAAGGGCCACAAAGGACCAGUUACAUGUGCAAGAUUCAACCAGGGAUCAAGUGCAAUUGCUUCAGGAUCUGAAACAGGGGAGAUAAUUAUAUAUAAUGUAGUUACAGGACAAGGUUGUAGACCCUUGCUUGCACCAAAUGUUCAGGCAAUAAAGCAGAUACAGUUCAGCCGUUACAAAAAAUCAUUGUUUGGGUCUGUAUCUGAUGAUGGUUGUGUGAAUCUCUGGGACGCUAACACCCGGCAGCUUAUUCACAGUUUCACAUGCCAUCGUGCACCGACCACAGGCCUUAGCUUCUCACCUAUCAACGAUAUAUUCCUUAUGUCUGUUGGCCUUGAUAAAAGGAUAGCCUGCCAUGAUGUUCAGACCAAAAAGGUUGUGAAGAUAAUGACUGCAGAGAGCCCUCUGACAUCUAUUGACACAAAAAGUGAUGGGGUCACAGUAGCUGUAGGUUCUACAAGAGGAAAGAUAUAUCACUAUGACUUGAGAAUGGGUCUUAUGCCAGUGAGGACAUUAGAUGCCCACAAGUCGUCUGUACAGUGUCUCAGAUUCCAGGCAGAACAAAAAGUUGAACCAUCCAGUAAUAAGUCCACUUCUGUAGCAGCCAAGCAGCAACUCAAAAAUAAAGGGAGACAACUUCCUACAAUGCCAAAAGAAAAUAUAGAAAACACAGCACCCAUGCCAGAAACAGGAAUAGGAGAGGAUGUGUUUUCUCCUCUUAGAGAAGGAUACCAGGAUCAAUCUAGCGAGGAAAUGGACUAUAGAUCCAAUGGUAGUCUUCUCAAUAGUAACCAGAAUGCAAGAAAUAGUGCAGGAGACAGCUAUUCAGGUGGAGUAUUUUCCCCAAUAAAUGAAGCUAUAGGACGAGGGUCAGGAAGUGGAGUGGGGUUAUCUCCCUUGACUUACUCUGGGUAUCCCCUGUCAGAGCAGAACAGAAACAGUCCUGGAAUCUUAGAUUACAACAGAAUGAACAGCCAAAAUAACAUACCUUCAUUGAAAGUAACACAUCCAAGUGUUGAGGAAAAGUACGAUUCCAGCCGAGUUUACAAUAAAAUGUCCAGUCACUCAGUAUCAGAUCAUACAACAAAUGAAACCUCUCCCAGAGAACAUUUACAUCUGUCAGAUAGUCACUCCUCCAAUGAGAAUAUAUCAUCCAGUCAAAAACAUGUUGCCUUUGAAACAGACCAAGAAAAAUACUCAUUCCUCGCCCAAAGUGGUUCCAGUACAGCUAAUGGUGUUCAAAGCCCAGAGCUCAAACGUCAAAGACAAGCCCAUAAUCACCAAGUGGGUAUGAGUGCCUCACCUCAGUUUUCCAGCAUGCCUCUCGAUGAUUCUCCAGGAAGUGCUCAUGGUAGUGCCCGAACACCAGACGGUGUGAACGCUCAGUCGUCUGUGCCAAAUAACAUUGACUACCAACAUAGUGGCAGAAAAGAAGACAGAAUAGUGAAAAAUGAUGGAAAAACGAACUCCAGAAUGUUAAGUGGAGAUAUGGGUCAGUUAGCGGAAAUAAUUAGAAGUGUAGUUCAGGAAGAGUUAUCAGACUUUAAGAAGGAUAUGAGAUGUGUGAUGAGAGACGAGGUAGAUGAUAUGGUGGAUCAGUUACAUAGAGAUAUUAUCAACUUACAGGCAGAAAUGCUUAUACAGUUUCAAAUUCACCAGACAGAGAUGUUACAUCUUCUGGAACGUUACUCGGUAAACCAGGAUCUUGUAUGUGAAGUUCAGAGAUUACAGGAGGAAGUGAAGAGAUUGAAAAAGAACUUCUGAUCAUCAGCCGAUCUUUAGAUGAUAUUAAAUUCAUGAGCUGCACCAUGAGAAAACCAACAUAGUGCAUUUGCGACCAGCAUGAAUCCAGACCAGACUGCGUGGAUGCGCAGGCUGGUCUGGAUCCAUGCUGGUGGCAAAUGCACUAUGUUGGUUUUCUUAUGGCGCAGAUCUAUAUUGAACAGAUAUACUACACAAAGACAAGCAAUAUAGAAUGUGUUGUUCAUUAAUGACAAUAUACUUGAUCUACAUUGCAAUAUAUAUGUGGCUUCCAGUGUUAGAUACUGCAUUUUUGGUGAAUGAACAAGAGGGCAGAUUAUUUUACGAAAGUUGAAAAGAUAGGGAUAAGUUAUUGUUUCAAGUAGAAACAGCCAGUGCACUUUUGGUAACAGACUAGACAGUGUUUUGUAAAAAUAACUUCUGAGGAAAUUUAUUUCUUAUAUUGUACAUUCCGUUUGAUUAUCUUACAAAAAGUCCCCUCAGCUUUUUAUAUGCCAAAUGGUGCUAGUGUGUGCAUUUGAUAUAACAAACUCUUCGUUCAUUAUGAUAAAUAUAGCCAGUAAGUGUACUAGCUAUCACUGGGUAAAGGUUGUUAAAAAGUGCCUAAGAGUAGUUAGCUGGUGUAAAGUUGAAGUAUAUGUUUUAAUAUAAAAUUACAUACUUGAGUUGGCCUAACAACGAUUAACUAAGAUGUGAUACAGAAGUAUAUAUUUUGGUUGGCCUAGCAACUGUUACAAAUAAAGAUGUAAUAUAGAAUUAUAUACAUUGGUUAGCCUUACAAGGAUUAUUUUUUUGGUGCUUUUGUAGAAGAAUAUAUGUACAAAUGAAAUGGAAAUGAAAAGGGACAAUGAUCAGACCAUCAUUGUCCACAGUCUUCAAACUGUAAAAUGUUUUUGUACUAUGAAUCAGACAUUAAAGUAUAAUAGGCAGAUGACUAAAGCUUCAGUCACUAUUCUUUAAAUGUCCUCUCAAAGGGUCAUUUGGAAGGUAGAAAUAAGAGCUGUUGAUGUUUUAGUACAAGUCUAUAAGUGAACAUUGUUGAUUGUCAUCUUGCUAAUUGAUUUGUGAUAUUAAUACCGUAUAGUAACAGGAUAUUAUUUUUUUUUCAUACUUUCAUCUUUUGAAAUUGUUGUCAGUUAGAUAUUUAUGGAUUAUUAUUUGUGUAAUUCAGAUUAGCAAUAGUUUCAGGUCAUAAAAUGUCUGAAUGUUUUACACGUGUUUAUGGUACAGGGUUCCAGCAGUGACAAAUUAUUGUUCAGGCACCAGCAAAGUCAAAUAGGGUUAUGGAAACAUGGGAGGGGGAAUGAGGAUACAGGAACCAUUUUACGAUGACACAAUUUUAAUCAGAGAUACAUAUUUAAUUAGUUUAGGGAAUAACUACUACUUUGUGCAUUGAUGUAAAUUAAGGUGAUAUAGUGGUUAGCACUGGACAGCUUCAAUUUGAAAUGUAGACUAGUCCUCAGUAAUAAUCUGGAACAGUUGCAGCGAGUCUUGUCACUGGAUUGGGUGACUUCAGUUUAUAUAUAGGAGAUGUAUUUGUUACUUCUUGGUCUGCUAUAUUUUUCGUGUGAUGAUUGGUAAAAUACUUGAUGAUUUCCUCUUGGUGCCCCACAAUAGAAAGAAGAACAACUGACCUCAGUGCACACUGUUGUUUACUAUCAUCAGAAAUUUAUAAAUCAUAGUGGAAGAUCUGUCUCAGAUUUGAAGUCCUAGCAUAACUUCAUGUACUAACUUAGUGGAAUCUCACCACACUUUAACUAACGCAUUAUGUUAACCAGUCAUGCAUUUAUUACGUAGAGGUAGCUUUACCGGAACUUGUUAUAGAAUCUUUUUAUGCCCCCGGCAUCUACUGAUGCGGGAAGCAUAUAGUGAUUGUCCUGUUCGUUCGUCCGUCCAUCCAUCCGAGGUUAACCAGAUGGGACCGUUUCAUCUAGCAUCAAUACCCCUUACUACAAUGACUUGAUACUAAUGCAGAUGUAACCUGUGACCAUUCAUCAUCUUCAGACAACACCCGACCUGUUUGACCUUGACCUUUACCUCAUUUUGGACUUAGGUUGCUUUAUAUCGGCCAUCUCUUGGUUAACCAAAUGGGACCGUUUCGUCUAGCAUCAAUACCCCUUACUACAAUGACUUGAUACUAAUUAUUAUUAUUAUGAUUUAUAUAGCGCCCUUUUCAUGAUCAGUUUCACGUUCAAAGGCACUUUACAUAGUUCAAAUGCAGCCACACAGGGCGUAUAAUUCCUCCUCUACUAGUACAGACACAGAGCGAUCUGACCAGAGGGACAGAGUGAGACAAAGCCCCCAUGACAGAGAGAUCAGAAAUCAGAUACAGGCUUGUCCGGCUAACUUAGCCUAGCUCGUUGCGAAUAGACAGCCUGGUUCUUAAACGUGCCCAGUGUAUAGCACUGAUACACGCAAGGAUUGCCUGGGUUCCUGACCAGUACACCUCUAGUUGGGUGGGAAACACUGAAAAAGCGUUUCUGAGAAUUCCUGAGUAGCUGCCGGGGAUCGAACCCCCGACCUCAGGAUUGGAAGGCCAGUGUGUAAACCACUGAGCUAUCCAUCCACUACUAAUGCAGAUGUAACCUGUGACCAUUACUCAUCUUCAGACAUCACCUGACCUCAGUUUGACCUUGACCUUGACCUCAUUUUGGACUUAGACUUACCUGAACCAUAAGGUGCAAAAUCUAUCGACAAGGAUGCCACCGGGGGCAUCAAGCGUUUAUUGAACGCAGCUCCUUGUUUCAAUAUAAGAUAAUUUAAAAUGAAUUCUUCUGUUAUUAAGUUGAUUUGCUGCUCUAGUUCUGUCAAGGUUAUAACUAUUAAUACCAUUCAGAUGAAAGAAGUUCUCCUGUUUUAUGUUUGAUAUGUACUGGUAUAACAUUUAAGACAAUGGUAUCAUCUUUCAGUCAUACUUAAGAUUUAAGUCAAAUAUCAAAAUGCUUUGCUGGAUUUAUGUGUACAGUAUUUUCAUAAUUUUCAGGCCAGUAAAAUUCAUCCCAUAGUCCAAACGUAUUACAGAAUGUAAUUCUAUUUUGCUUUGCUUAAAUAAAUGCUUGUCUUGAUCAGGAACAAUGAUGUAUGAUUAAUUGGAAUUAGGUAGAUUAUAUUUAAUUCUGUGCUUUUUCUUCUUUAUUUCAGCUUGUUGUAAAUUGUUGUAGUAACUUUGAAGUUCAGAAAAAAGUUUAUAUGAAUAAUAACAAUUCUAGAAGAAAAACAGCAGAAAUUGAAUAAUGGAAUGAUAAAUAUCUUUAGUGCCAAGACUUACUAACAACAGAAUUUUUACGGUGAUGUAAAUAUGAUGAAUAUAAGGUACAGAUAUCACUGAAAGUUGCAUUUCCUUUGAGUCUUUUAGGAUAUUUAUUGUUAUAACAAUUCAGAUGAAUCUUAAAUUUUUGUCAAAAAAAUCAACAAAAAUGGUUAAAUCUGUGGGUUUUUUUUAAAUACCAGGUAAGGAAUUAAAUGAUGUAAAAAAGAAAAUAUUUCAUAUUAGAUUAAAACACUCAUCUUAACCCGUUCAAGGGCAUUACAAACGUUAUUUUCAAAAUUUGACCUCCAUAAUGCAUUCUGUUAGGUCAUUAUUUUUUAGCUCACCUGUCACGAAGUGACUAGGUGAGCUUUUGUGAUCGCGUGGCGUCCGUCGUCCGUCCGUCCGUCCGUCCGUAAACUUUUGCUUGUGACCACUCUAGAGGUCACAUUUUUCAUGGGAUCUUUAUGAAAGUUGGUCAGAAUGUUCAUCUUGAUGAUAUCUAGGUCAAGUUCGAAACUGGGUCAGGUGCGGUCAAAAACUAGGUCAGUAGAUCUAAAAAUAGAAAAACCUUGUGACCUCUCUAGAGGCCAUAUUUUUCAUGAGAUCUUCAUGUAAAUUGGUCAGAAUGUUCACCUUGAUGAUAUCUAGGUCAAGUUCGAAACUGGGUCACGUGGGGUCAAAAACUAGGUCAGUAGGUUUAAAAAUAGAAAAAUCUUGUGACCUCUCUAGAGGCCAUAUUUUUCAUGGGAUCUUCAUGAAUAUUGGUCAGAAUGUUCACCUUGAUGAUACCUAGGUCAAGUUUGAAACUGGGUCACGUGGGGUCAAAAACUAGGUCACUAGGUCUAAAAAUAGAAAAACCUUGUGACCUCUCUAGAGACCAUAUUUUUCAUGAGAUCUUCAUGAAUAUUGGUCAGAAUGUUCACCUUGAUGAUACCUAGGUCAAGUUCGAAACUGGGUCACGUGGGGUCAAAAACUAGGUCAGUAGGUCUAAAAAUAGAAAAACCUUGUGACCUCUCUAGAGGCCAUAUUUCUCAAUGGAUCUUCAUGAAAAAUGGUCAGAAUGUUCACGUUGAUGAUAUCUAGGUCAAGUUUGAAACUGGGUCACGUGCCGUCAAAAACUAGGUCAGUAGGUCUGAAAAUAGAAAAACUUUGUGACCUCUCUAGAGGCCAUAUAUUUCAUGGGAUCUUUAUGAAAAUUGGUCAGAAUGUUCAUCUUGAUGAUAUCUAGGUCAAGUUCGAAACUGGGUCACGUGCGGUCAAUAACUAGGUUAGUAGAUCUAAAAAUAGAAAAACCUUGUGACCUCUUUAGAGGCCAUAUUUUUCAAGAGAUCUUCAUGAAAAUUAGUCAGAAUGUUGACCUUGAUGAUAUCUAGGUCAAGUUCGAAACUGGGUUACGUGCGGUCAAAAACUAGGUCAGUAGGUCUAAAAAUAGAAAAAUCUUGUGAUGUCUCUAGAGGCCAUAUUUCUCAAUGGAUCUUCAUGAAAAUUGGUGAGAAUGUUUAGCUUGAUGAUAUCUAGGUCAAGUUCGUAACUGGGUCAUGUGCGGUCAAAAGCUAGGUCAGUAGGUCGAAAAAUAGAAAAACCUUGUGACCUCUCUAGAGGCCAUAUUUUUCAGGAGAUCUUCAUGAAAAUUGGUGAGAAUGUUCAUCUUGAUGAUAUCUAGGUCAAGUUUAAAGGUGGGUCACAUGCCUUCAAAAACUAGGUCAUUAGGUCAAAUAAUAGAAAAACCUUGUGACCUCUCUAGAGGUCAUAUUUUUCAAUGGAUCUUCAUGAAAAUUGGUCAGAAUUUUUUAUCUUGAUGAUAUCUAGGUCACAUGUGCUCAAAAACUAGGUCACUAUGUCAAAUAAUAGAAAUAACUAGAUCAUACUCAGUUCAACACUGGGUCAUGUUGGGAUAGGUGAGCGAUUCAGGACCAUCAUGGUCCUCUUGUUUUAUGCCCCCAAAGGGAGGCAUAUAGUUUUUGAACCGUCUGUCUGUCGGUCUGUCAGUCUGUCCGCAUUUUUCGUGUCCGGUCCAUAUCUUUGUCAUUGAUGGAUUUUCAAAUAACUUGGCAUGAAUGUGUACCACAGUAAGACGACAUGUCGCGCGCAAGACCCAGGUCCGUGGCUCAAAGGUCAAGGUCACACUUAGACAUUAAAGGAUAGUGCAUUGAUGGGCGUGUCCGGUCCAUAUCUUUGUCAUCGAUGGAUGGAUUUUCAAAUAACUUGGCAUGAAUGUGUACCACAGUAAGACGACGUGUCGCGCGCAAGACCCAGGUCCGUAGCUCAAAGGUCAAGGUCACACUUUGACAUUAAGGGAUAGUGCAUUGAUGGGCGUGUCCGGUCCAUAUCUUUGUCAUCGAUGGAUGGAUUUUCAAAUAACUUGGCAUGAAUGUGUACCACAGUAAGACGACGUGUCGCGUGCAAGACCCAGGUCCGUAUCUCAACGGUCAAGGUCACACUUAGACAUUAAGGGAUAGUGCAUUGAUGGGCAGGUGCGGUCCAUAUCUUUGUCAUUCAUACAUGGAUUUUAAAAUAACUACGCAUAAAUGUGUGACACAGUAAGACGACGUGUCGCGCGCAAGACCCAGCUCCGUAGGUCAAAGGUCCUAAACUCGAACAUCGGCCAUAACUAUUCAUUUAAAGUGCCAUCGGGGGGCAUGUGUCAUCCUAUGGAGACAGCUCUUGUUUUUUUUUUGUUUUUUUUGAUAAACAUUUUAAAAAUGCUAUAAAAAUGUAAAAAGCACUUUUUUCCAUUUAAUUCUAGGAUAAUAUAUAUUCAGUAAUUCUGUUUGUAUUUUUAGAAGUUUUCAGUAAUGUCAGCCUACAAUUAAGGGAACUACAGAAUUUGAAAUGUAAAAGUUUUCAUGCAGUAAAAGUCCCUUUGUUGUCCCAUCAGAGAUCAUAUAUGCAUCGGAGACCAGUACCUCUGGUGUGCAAAAAAAGAAUCCUUACAAUGAAAAUUCUUGAAACAAAAAAGAGUUACUGUGAAUUUGGCAAUGUUUAUAGGGAACUAAUUUUUGUGGCCUUCAUGAAUCUACUGAAUCAGAUCCAAAUGAUAAAUUUCAAAUUUAUGUUGUGUUCAGAAGUUGAAACCCAGGGAUUUAUAUUGCCACAAAAUAGCUGCUUUGGUCAAAAACACAAAAAUUUUAUGCACAAUUUUUUUUUGUGCUUUAAUACAUAGUUUAUUUGUCCAGUUUACAAUAGUAUUUAUAACAGAGAAUAUUAAGGUAUUUAUUACAUCCUGUCAGCUGGUAAUGAGAUCUACACUGUCAAAUGAAAUAUGGAGGUCUAGAUUUCAACUUACCGUUUAAAGUAUUAGACAGAUUUGUGCUGACACUUGAUAUUUCUGAAGGAUAUAUACUUGAAUGAAUGCAUUUAUAUGAAAUAAUCUCUUUUUACAAUUUUGUUACUGUUUAUACUAAAAUGAAAUUAAAGCUUAAAACAGUGAAAAA